Molecule: messenger RNA, 2373 nt
Organism: Capra hircus (goat)
Lineage: Eukaryota; Metazoa; Chordata; Mammalia; Artiodactyla; Bovidae
Gene: ABHD17C
Product: abhydrolase domain containing 17C
Exons: 3
Coding region: 131-1120 (329 amino acids)
Biological process (GO): protein depalmitoylation
Cellular component (GO): plasma membrane; endosome membrane
Molecular function (GO): palmitoyl-(protein) hydrolase activity
Source: RefSeq, a predicted model, not a curated record
AGCCGCCCUCCGCUCGCCCGCUCCUCGCCGCGCGCCCGCCCGCCCUCGCUCCCCAGCCGGCCUGCCUGCCUGCCUGCCUGCCUGCCUGCCUGCCUGCCGGCGGCGGCGGCGGCGCGCUCCAGCCGCCCCGAUGCCCGAGCCAGGCCCCAGGAUGAACGGCUUCUCGCUGGGCGAGCUGUGCUGGCUCUUCUGCUGCCCGCCCUGCCCGAGCCGCAUCGCCGCCAAGCUGGCCUUCCUGCCGCCCGAGCCCACCUACACGGUGCUGGCGCCGGAGCAGCGCGGCCCCGGCACGCCCGCUCCGGCCUCGGCCGCUUCCGCCUCCUCCGCCUCCGCCGCGGCCCAGCCGGCGCCGCAGCAGCCCGAGGAGGGGGGCGCGGGGCCCGGCGCGUGCAGCCUGCACCUGAGCGAGCGCGCCGACUGGCAGUACUCGCAGCGCGAGCUGGACGCCGUCGAGGUCUUCUUCUCGCGCACCGCCCGGGACAACCGGCUAGGCUGCAUGUUCGUGCGCUGCGCACCCUCCAGCCGCUACACGCUGCUUUUCUCGCACGGCAACGCGGUGGACCUGGGCCAGAUGUGCAGCUUCUACAUCGGCCUGGGCUCGCGCAUCAACUGCAACAUCUUCUCCUACGACUACUCCGGCUACGGCGUCAGCUCCGGCAAGCCCUCCGAGAAGAACCUCUACGCCGACAUCGACGCCGCGUGGCAGGCGCUGCGCACCCGGUAUGGCGUAAGUCCCGAGAAUAUCAUCCUGUACGGUCAGAGCAUUGGGACGGUCCCCACGGUAGACCUGGCCUCCAGGUAUGAGUGUGCUGCGGUGAUUCUCCAUUCGCCUCUGAUGUCUGGAUUGCGUGUGGCUUUUCCCGACACCAGGAAAACGUACUGCUUUGACGCCUUCCCCAGCAUUGACAAGAUCUCCAAAGUCACCUCUCCCGUGUUGGUCAUUCACGGCACAGAGGACGAGGUCAUCGACUUCUCCCACGGCCUGGCCAUGUACGAGCGCUGUCCCCGGGCCGUGGAGCCGCUCUGGGUCGAAGGGGCCGGGCAUAAUGACAUAGAGCUUUAUGCACAAUACCUAGAGAGACUAAAACAGUUCAUUUCUCACGAACUUCCCAAUUCCUGAAGACGACAACUUGAUCUUACCUCAUUGACUGUGAACACGAGUCCUCCGUUUUACACAUGCUUUCACUGGACAGCCGUCAUGGCGUGGUCACCACAAGGAAGCACGCAGCUUUUUGGGCAUCCUCAUCAGAGAGCCGAGGACUUCUCAGUCUUUCGUAUCCACAGGUUCUACUGACUCACACAUCUUGUUAAACCGAACAGUUGUGACUUCCAGCUUCAUUGCCUUGCAGGGCGGGAAUGAGAGCUGAGUGGGGGAACCACUUUCUUGUGCUGUAAAAAAGGAUGCUCACACCCCUUUCUCCACCUUACCCGUCAUGUAGGAUGCAUUAAUGCAGGACUCAGCCUCUCUCUACCCGUGUUCUCAGUAUUUGACCUGCAGCUCUCUUUCAGCCACUGGAUUCAUGGGUGCAGUCCAUUUGUGAAGCUGUGAUAGUUUAACUGGAAACCAUUGUGAUGAAAAUUCUUUUGUUCAUUUUUAUUAACAUGCUGAUCUUUUCCCUCAGACAAAUCAAUUAAAGGGUAAUUUACUGGAACUAUGGUGAAUGGCUUCAUCAACUGGAACCAUAUAAAUAUAACUGGAAUAUUCUUAAACAAAAUGAAACUUUUUUUUUAAGUGUAAAGUUAUUACUACUAGUCCACAGAGUUUAAUAUUUUGAUCGUCUGGUUGGUCUAACAAAGAACCUAGCCAACUUUCCUCCUUGUAGGCUUUUUUAAAGUAAUGUACAUAUUUGCAAUCACAUUGUGCAUAGAUUCCUAUUGAGUAAUUUUCUUCCUUCAGGCCACAACAAUGAACUGCAGAUUCCUUGUUUGUAAUGUAAAUGAUUGAAUACAUUUUGUUAAUAUGUUUUUAUUCCUAUGUUUUGCUAUUAAAAAAAUUUUAUAACAUUUCCAGGACAAAAAAAAAAGACAAGUUUAUGCUUUGAAAAAUUUAUGUAAUUAAAAUUUCAUGAAACUAAUCUUUUUAGUUUAGGAGUUAUUUGGAUUUUGACACUGGGGUUGCACCAACAGCAUCAGAAAUGUAAGAUGCUUAAAAUUGUUACACUACUUCUGUUGAUUGGGGGUUUGGGUUUGAGAGUUCUUUGGUUCUAUUAAAAAAGCUUUUUUUUUUUUUUUUUCCAAAUUUAAAAGCCUUAAAUGUACUGUAAGCCUCCGAUUGUUGUACAGCUGGGUUGCGGGUGACUGCCAGUUUGUGUAGUGUUGCCUGGUUGCAACACGGUGGUUGGUCAUGGAAUAAAGGAUGCAUGGAUCUGAAAA